Molecule: messenger RNA, 3023 nt
Organism: Zea mays
Lineage: Eukaryota; Viridiplantae; Streptophyta; Magnoliopsida; Poales; Poaceae
Exons: 3
Coding region: 228-2660 (810 amino acids)
Source: RefSeq, a predicted model, not a curated record
AGAAGGACUGCUUGCACAGCAGUCGUUGUCUUUAUUCAUUGAGCCAAGGUUUUUGUCCAAUUAAAAAUCUAUAAACAUUUUAUUCAUAUACAUAUCUAUUAAAUACCUAGCAAGGCUCUAAACGCCGCCGACUCGCCGUCCAACUAGCGAUGGGAACCACCACCAUGCAAAUAUGCAAUUCGCCGCCGCUCUAACAAAAACCCCAACCCGCUACACCCUCCCGGCCGAUGGCUCAGUCCACCCCUGAUCCCCCGGCUUUAGUGGCGAUGACGUUGGCGGAGCUAGAGGCAGCCAUCGCCGCCCUGCCCGGCAAGUGGGGUGCCCUGCGGGAGGCGUUCGAUCGCCUCGCCGCCUGCUCACCCUCGCCGCUCCCCUUCGCCUGGGAGGACCUCGACGGCUACAUCUCCUCGCUCCAGUCGUCAGUCGCGCUGCGGUUUCGCCAGGUCCGCGCACUCGAGGCCGCCGGCGCUGUACCUGCUGCUGCCGCGUCGUUGGUAACUCGCGGAGAUGGAAAGGGAGAAAACCAGGAGUUGGAGGAGGAUGAUGAAUUAGAUGAGGAUGUCGCGGUGGAAGUGGAGGAGAAGGUCGCGGUGGAAGUGGAGGAGGAGGCCGAUGAGGAGAUACAGGAAGCCGACAGCGAUAAGAUUUGCAAUGAUGAAAAGGAUGGGAAGGAGGCGAGAGAGGUGGAAGUGGAGAAGGAGGUGGCGGAGUUGGAGAAGGCCGAUGAGGAUAUGCAGGAAGCCAACAGCGACAAGUUUUGCAAUGAUGAAAAGGACGGGAACGAGACAAGAGAGGUGGAAGUGGAGGACGAGGUGGCAGAACUGGAGAAGAAGGCCGAUUUGGAGAUGCAAGAAGUUGACUACGAUAAAAUUUGCAAUGAUGAAAAGGACGAGAAGGGGGGCAAAGAAGAGGUGGUGGAGGAAGAGGGAGUUGAGGAGGCAUCCAACAUCAAGAUUGGCAAUGAGAUUAAGUAUGAGAAGGAGUCAAGGGAGGAGGAGCAGGCCAGUAAGGUGAAUGAGCAAGAUCCUGACAAGGAGAUGCAGGUGGUUGAUAAGGACAAGCUGAAUACCAAAGGUGCUUUUAAGGCUUCUCAGGACAAGGAGAAGGAUCAGGAUACCAACAUGGAUGAGACAGUGACCAAGAUGGCGUCUUCAGUGCAGCACAAGGAGGGGGAGGAGGCUUGCGACAGGAAGCAGAAGGAAGCACAGAAACAGGACCUUCAUGAGAAGGUGGAAGGUACCAAAAAUGCUAAGGACCAGGGUAAUCGAGCUCUUCCACGCAGAUCUGAUGAUUGCACUGUAGCAUGUGCAUACAUGGAUGCCAAGAGGUUGGUCAAGCUCGUAUGCACCAACACUGACCUCAAAUCAGAGCUUCAUGCUGCAUUUCGCUGUGCUCCAGAUGCUGCAGCAGUCGCUCUCCACGUAGUUGAGUUAUUCCUACACAACAAGACAUUUGUUAGGACCAACAAGGUCUGGGCAAACUGUGUUGAGCUAGUUCAAAUGGUACCUGUAUUUGUUACCAAGCCUUCUGCAGACACGACUGAGCAGGCCAAGCGGAUGGCUAAGGAUUGGAAGGAGAUGAUUGACAGUCCAGAGAGUUGCUAUGUUCUUGGCAGCCUAGCCUCGUGGGGCCUCCUUUACUUUCUUAUCUCCUAUAACAUUGUAACUGAGUUUGACAUGAAGGAGAUCUUCCGUCUCUUUGGUAACAUCCCUUUCAAACAGAAGAAGAAAUCUGCCAUGCUCUUAAAAGGUCUUGGGCUCAGCAAUAGAAUCCCAGAGUUAAUGGACUAUUUGAUCGGAAACGGACAACAAAUGGAUGUUUUAUGUUUGGCACGUGUUCUUAACAUGGUGGACAAGUAUCCUCCACUUUCUCUUCUGAAGGGAUAUGUCGAAAAGGCAAAACAAACUGCUAUGGAAAUAUCUCAAAAGAAUAUGACACGCCAAUUGAGGGUAGUUAUAAUAAAGGAGCUUGAUGAUCUAAGAAGGGCUCAUUUUUUGGUUAAGAAGGAAAUCACGAACACCAACCUCUGCACCAGUAUCAGGGAAGAAAUCAACAUUUUGUUAGGUGAGCUUGAAAAAAAGAAGCGGGGUUUAGCAAAUCCCUUGACAGCCUCAACUUCAAAUUCACAGCAGCGACAAACAAAGAUUAACAAGAAGCGCAAGGUAAUGCAGAAGCAGGAGCAUCACAAAGGACAAGAAGACCGGAUGCAAGGGCAACUGAGUGGGCUGGCAGAGAAGCCCGAGAAGAAACAAAGGAAGCCCCAACAGGAGCAGCAACAGGAACAAGAAAAUAAGCCGGAAGAGAAGAAACAGAAACAAGAAGAUGGGCCAGAAGAGAAGAAACCGAAACACGAAUAUAAGCCAGAAGAGAAGAAACGGAAACAAGAAGAUAAGUCAGAAGAGAAGCAGCAACAGAAAAAGCAGAAACAUCAUAAAUGGCUGAGGCAACGCACUCCCAUGCUACCUGCACAGGGUUACCCUGCAAUGUGGAACGCAGCAAUGAGGAGCGACUUGGAGCCUCCACCAUAUGCCGCGACGCAUGGAGUCCAUCAUGGUUACCACCACCCUGUCCAGCCAGGCUGGCCUGGGGUUCAUUGCGCAUCGCCGUUCAUAGGACCCUCUACACCCUGGUACCCUCCUCCUCAGUUCUAUCCCAGGUAGCAGUACCUGCUGUGUUGAGGGGUGUUGCUCCAUCGCCCAGUAUAACAUGGAUUACGCGCAGGAGUUCAGUUAGGACUUUGGAGAAAUAGAGUGGUAUGUUUUCUUCAGUGAUCUGAGAGACUGGAGUUGUUUUUCUUCUAGCCUGACAGACUGGCAUGUAUAUAUAUAUUUUUCUGCGAGACAAUCUUCUUAGAUAAGUUCAGGGAUCUGAGAGGUCCUGUUAUAUGCAGUAAUCACUCCGUUCAGAUUUUAAUCUAUUCUGUCUUUUUUUCUAUUCUUCUGUGAGUCGGUCAUCUUAGAGAACCUUAGCGAUCUGAGAGACAGCUCCUGUUAUAUGCAGUAAUCACUCCGUUCAGAUUUUAA